UCUAAACUUUACAAGUUUUAACAGGCGCGGACAGGAAAACCGUGUCGAUUAUGUUUGAGGGUGAAUAGUCUUUUUGUUUCUUUUUUAUGUGAAUAAUCAUGGCAUACGUGCAUGUGAAGGAAUGGAAUGUGGACCAAGUGAUAGAGUGGCUCAAAGGUUUGGAUGGGGUUGUUUUAUCGUAUACUAAUAAUUUCUUAAACAAUGAGAUCACUGGUACAAAAGUUCUUGAUUUAACUGCUAGCGAUUUAGAAAAUUUGGGUGUUACUAUCAUCGGACAUCAAGAAAUCCUUUUAGAAGCUAUACAACAUUUAAAAAAUUUUUAUUAUGAUUUGGAUAAAGAAAACCUUCAACUCUUAGCAUUACGAUUAUCAUGUGCAGCAAGAUCUUUACAUAAUGAAUUAAAAUGGUUAGAUAAAAAAACAGGUUCAAUACCAACAGAAGUAAUGUCAGAAGCUCAUAAUGUUAUUCAAAAAGUAAAACCAAUUGUAUCUUGGUUAACAAGAAGACCAUUCAUAAACAACAGAGAAUUUGCUCAGAUACAAAGUAAAUUAUUAAAUUUGUGUGUGGAAAUGGCAUUUAGUGCUCAUAGGGAUACUUUUUCUGAAAAUCCUUUAGACACCAUACAAAACGCUUGCCAUCAAUUGACAUAUUUAGCUGAUCAUAUGGUACAAUAUACAGAUCCUUUAAUUUUACAACCGGCAGCGUUAAAUCUUACUACUGUUCGAAAAAAAGAACAAGAAUUAGGAUUAUUUAUUUUCCCCAACUAUCAUUUGAUACAUCAAAUAGCUGAAUUUAAACAUAAUUCUCCAGCAUCUCUAAGUAACAAAUUAGAAAUUGGUGAUGAGAUUGUUCAAGUGAAUUAUCAAACAGUGGUGGGUUGGCAGAGACAAAAUGUUAUGUUAUUACUAAGAGAUUCACCACCUGAAGUUGUAUUAACAUUGAAAAAACUUCCUCAAAUGUCUAAAAUUUAUGGUCCUAUUUACAUAAAACCAUAUCGAUUACCAAGCAAAAAAAGAGCAACACCUUACUCAAGAUGGAAUGAAAAUUUACCAUCACCACGACUCCUCACUGUUAAUGACCUUCCACAAAUACCAGCACCAAAACCAGCACCUGCAAUAACCGAAUUGGAAAGUGACUCAAGUAGUGAUAACGACAUGGAUCCACCAGAUAGUCCAUUGGAUGGGCCCAGAACGUUAUAUCCUAUGAAAUCAAGCAGACCUGUCCUUCAACGAAGAAAUACUAUUAGUGGAGCUACACCUAGUAAUCAAAAGGCUUAUCCUGGUUUAGAACAGUUCUUACAAAUGUAUAAACACGAAGCGUUCCAUUCGAGUUCGUACAAUCACAUUCAGAACAAUUUCGAAGACGAGGCCACUCUGUUACGAGAUAAGAGCGCAUCCUGCAGCCAUGGUUUGGAGCUGUCGGUGAGACCAACGACUGUUAUUGGUUUAUCGCCGAAUAGAAAAGAUCGCCAAAAUUCGUUAAAGCUGAAAAAAGUGGUGUUUCAAGAAGCCAAACCGAAGAACGUGAUUAAAGAGGAGAAAAUUUGCGUUGGUGAAGUGAAAAGUGUUAGCGUAAACUCUUUGAAUAGCCUGACCGGAAGUAAUGCUAAUAUAGACUUUAUCGACGAAGCUGAAGACAUCACCGAUAGAAGUAACAUGGGGGCUGAUGACCAACACGAUGAGGGGAGCGAAAAGGAUAAGAUGUGCGCCGAAUUAAAAAACGUACAUGUCCAUAACAUUAUUAAAAAAUUUGACGAGAAAAUAAUUUUGUUAGAAAGCAACCCCGCCGUUAUUAACAACGCCGUUAGAGCAAAAAUUCAAAACAGAUUCGUUUCUGUCACAGAAAAAGAUACUAAAGAUGUUGAAACUAAAGUGUGGGAAUACAAUUUGGCGAAUAAGCAAGAAAGGAAUACACCAGACUCUUCUGAGGGAAUCAAAUAUGAAUUAGGCAUUCCCGUUGUUGAAACAAAAAAUUCUUAUAUGAUUAUGACCCCUGGUAAAGAUAACGUGGUUGAUGUUCCACCAAAACCACCGCCAAGAACGUAUUAUCCUGAUAAUUACAAACCUAAAUAUCCGAUUGAUUCACCCAAACCACCAAUUGAAACGCCAAAAAAGAGAAAUAAAGAUAUUCCUCCGUUACCUCCACCAAGAUCAGAUGAAAAACGUAUCACUGAAAUAACUGAAAACGAACCAAUUCUCUCCAAGGUGCAAGAAGAAAUUGUGAAACCAGAUAUCAUUGAAAAUACUCCAGAAAGUUGUUCCAGAAAAAUUAUAGAAAGUAAAGCAAGUUCAAUUAAAAGGAAUAAAUUAGAAGUUGAAGAUGGCAAAAUAACUAGUCCUGUUGUUAAAAGUUCUUCCAUGUCAAAAGUAUCACCAACAAACUCAAUCGUACGAGCUAUGAUUUAUCCAAACAAAGGAAAAUCUGCUAAAAAGAAGAAUACAUUAACUGCAAGGAAAAGAAAAGUAUCAGUUGCUGAUGUAACACCAGGAGAUAUGGAAGGAUAUCUAUUUCAAAGAUUUCGUCCAAAAGAUGGUCAAGCAGCAUAUUGGGAUAAACUUUGGUUUAUAUUAAUCGGUAAUCGUUUAUAUGGAUUUACAUCAAAAGAAGCAACCAAAGCUAACGUUUUAAUCUACCUCACGGGAUUUACUGUUUCCCUAGCUUCAGAAGUAAAAUCAAAAUCGUACGCUUUCAAAGUUUAUUAUACAGGAACAAUCUUUUAUUUUUCCGCCGAAACUCAAGAAACAAUGAGCGGCUGGAUGGAAAUGAUAUCCGACGCGAUUUUAAGAUCCGAUUUGGCAAAACCCGACGAAUCCGUUCUGUAUUCAGAAACGGACGAUUCAGACACAGAAAAACCAAAAUCUCCAACAGAAAAAUCUCCCGGUGAUGGUAUUAAAAAGUUUGGUUCGCUAAAAAAGUUUACUUCGAAAAAAAAUAAUGACACUUCGCAUAGCUUAGAUCGUAAAUGGUUUUUUAAUAAAUCGACAAGUUCGAAAUCUUCAGUUCCGAUUCCUACGGCUCAAUUUCGUUCGUACCGUAAAAUAUUAACGACUCCAAUGGAAAGUGUAUCAACAGGGAAUUUUACUUCGCAUAUUCCUAAUUUUGCGACGAAUUUUUCGUCCCCGCAAAACGUGAGCGUCCCAAAUUUAGUUAUUGAACUUCCAAAAACAUCGUUACUAACAAUGAAUAAAAAUAAAACAAAGAAUUUUAGUCACGCAAGCAAUCCUAGUUUAUAUAAUUUAAACGAAUUUAAUGCGUCAUUUCUUGGGUCGCAUCACACAAGGGAUAAUUUCGCUGGUUGUAUGACCUUAGAAGAAUUAAUGAAAAAACAACAAGAAGAACAAAAAAUUAAUCAACCACACUUAAACGAAGCCAUUAAUAUAGAUUUAAUAAAACCGGACGUCGUUUACGGCGAAGUCCCAAUACGACCAAAAGAAAAAGUCGAAUUAAAAAAGAAAAACAGCUUUUCAGAGAAAAAAAACGAUUCCACAUCGUUUUGUUUCGGAAAGAAAUCCUCGAAAAUCGACGAUUCCGAUUUUAACAUGUCGACUUAUCCAAAAAGUAAACACCAAGAUUUAAAAAAUAACCGCUCUUUACCAAGAGCACAUAAAAUUCAUCCCACAUACGAUCAAGCUAUAUCAAACACCGCAAAACAAUAUUCAGAUUCAUGUAGGUCGCUUGCGAAAGUCGAAGAUAAUGAAGAUGAAUACAAUAAAGAUGUUGCUAAUUCUAAAUUAAAAUCUGCAAUACAAUACACUCCGAUGACGGUUCCUUUAAGUGACGAUAAAUCAAAAUUAAAUCCUAAAUUAGCGUUUGAAUUAAAUUUGGAUGAGAAAAAUCAUAAAGGUGGGGGAGGUUUUAUGAAUUUAUUUUAUAAAUCGAACAGAGAAAAAGUAACAUCACCAAAAUUGGGAAGAUUAAUUUUAUCGAAAAAUAACAGUGGAAAUAAUGAUAAUACAUAUCAGUCACAAAUACAGUCAUAUUCAACUCCUGUUUAUCAACAUUCGCAUAAAACUGAAGAAAAUCUGCACAGUCAAAUAAGUCAACAUGUUGAUUAUCCAGAUUUAGAAUAUCCUCCGGUAUUUCAAGCUGAAACAUAUUCUCUUUCAGAUCCGCAAAGUCUCACGUUGCUUCGAAAACAAGCUCGAAACACAUAAAUGAAAAUUUUUUUUAUUAAUUUCCAAUUGUACCGUUUUUUAUUAGGUUUUAGUAGUUUGUUGUGUAAUUUAGGUCAAGUUUUUUAAAUGAUGUAGCAAUAUUUGCCAAUUUGUUAGGUAUACUUGUUCUUUUUACGUAAUAAUUGUAUUCUUCCUGCAAACAAAAAAGUAUUAAUAAUACUGUAAGAAAUCGAUAGUCUGUGAUAUAGGACAUACACACCAACUAAUCAGAUAAGAGAGAAAACAAAAUAAUAAUUAGAAAGGAGAAACUACUUGGUAUUUUUGAACGUUUGCAAUCGUAAGGCUGAAUUCCAAUAAUAAAUUAUGUGCAUAUCAUAUUAUUUUUUAUAAUAUUAAUGUUAGGUGAAUAAUGCUUAAAAAUGUUAAAAAAUUUAUAACAGAGGAACAAUUUAGAAAUAUCGUUACGAUUAGUUAUUUGAUCAAUUUAUUAAAUAUUAAGAGUUAUAUCAAUUUUCAAUAUUUAUAUGCCGCUACAAAAAAUAGAUCUUUUUUCUAAUUCCUGCAGUUGUUAAUAAGAUGGUUAAGAACCUUAUUAAUUAUAAGGAAAUAUAUAAAUUAAGGUAUACGUAGGAAUUCAAAAAAAUCGAUUUUUUUUUCUUAUUACGUAUUUUUAUCCUGUAUUGUUAUUAAUAUUUAUAUACAAUAAAUAAUAUCAAUUAUAUUUACAAAAGCCUUUGGGACUGAAAUAAAGUUAUGAUUACAAUA
Messenger RNA from Onthophagus taurus, 4880 nucleotides. It is a transcript of the gene cnk, whose product is annotated as connector enhancer of ksr. NCBI's taxonomy places the organism in Eukaryota, Metazoa, Arthropoda, Insecta, Coleoptera, Scarabaeidae. The record is from RefSeq and is a predicted model, not a curated record. Gene Ontology annotation, molecular function: protein binding.